Molecule: messenger RNA, 942 nt
Organism: Metarhizium brunneum ARSEF 3297
Lineage: Eukaryota; Fungi; Ascomycota; Sordariomycetes; Hypocreales; Clavicipitaceae
Product: Serine/threonine-protein kinase ark1
Biological process (GO): protein phosphorylation; mitotic spindle organization; regulation of cytokinesis
Cellular component (GO): spindle midzone; chromosome passenger complex; kinetochore
Molecular function (GO): ATP binding; protein kinase activity
Source: RefSeq, a predicted model, not a curated record
AUGCCCCCAUGCAAUACAGCUCGACCAUACCUCGUCAAAGCUCUUCUGCCCAAACAGAAGCCAAAGACACCAGCUCCCCCGCGAGAAGCCGCCCUCCAAACUUCGCUAAGCCACAAAAGCCCUCGCAUAGAAUCAGUUCAACCAGAAAGUCAAUCAGAGAACAAGACCGUGCGCUUGGUUCAGCAGCCCGUGGCCAAGACAUUCCACUUGGGUAUGUUCGAGAUCGGCAAGCCACUAGGCAAGGGCAAGUUUGGCCGCGUAUACCUCGCACGCGAGCGAGAUCACGGCUUCAUCUGUGCGUUAAAAGUCCUACACAAGAGCGAGCUACAUGAAGGUCGUGUUGAGAGACAGGUCAGGCGUGAGAUUGAGAUCCAGAGCAAUCUGCGGCACCCUAACAUCCUAAAGCUAUAUAGCCACUUCCACGACAGUAAGCGUAUCUUUCUUGUCCUCGAGUUCGCUGGCCGUGGCGAGUUAUAUAAACACCUCCGCAAGGCAGAUAGAUUCCCGGAGCCGAAAGCCGCACGCUAUAUUGCGCAGAUGGCAAGUGCCCUACGCUACUUGCACCGUAAGCAUAUAAUCCAUCGCGAUAUUAAACCGGAGAAUAUCCUGGUGGGCAUAUACGGCGAGGUGAAGAUUUCGGAUUUUGGCUGGAGUGUACACUCGCCCCGUAGUCGCCGAAAAACGUACUGCGGAACAUUGGACUACCUGCCUCCUGAGAUGGUUAUACCGAAUAACCCGGAGAACUCAUACGAUGAGAAGGUCGACCUAUGGGCCCUAGGCGUGUUGGCCUACGAAUUUCUCGUGGGUGAGGCCCCUUUUGAGGACACACCCGCCAUGACAUGUAGGAGGAUCGCUAGGGCGGAAAUGAAAGUCCCGUCGUUUGUUAGCGCCGAGGCCACGAGCCUCAUUAAGGGAGUCAGUGUGAAUCUUUUGGCCCUCUGA